GGAGCCUGGCACGAUGCCCGCUCCGGCUGCGUCUCCGCGGCACAGCUCGGGCAUCGAACCCCUGGAGUUCCUGCUCCUCCAGGGAACACGCAGCUGGAAUCCCACCCCCCCCCCCCCAUCACUGUGAUGUGGGACCGGGAGACAGGGGAACCCCGAGGGAACGGCUAACCUGGCAGACACACACCUGCCCUGGCGACCGAGGCGGGGACUGGACGCUGCUCCCCUGCCCUGGAUAAACAAUGAACCAGAGCAGCAGAAAGUACAGCAAAGCCACUGGGGCUUCCCAUCUGGCCUCUGCAGCCCGGACGGAAGAGACCCUGGAUCCUGGAAGUGGCAGACUUUGUCGAGAAACUGACCCAUCUGGAGUGGUUUGCUGGUUCGUUCUCCUGCUGCGUAACUCAACCCUGGGCCUCCGAGGUUCUGGAGAAAUGAAGCCCUCUGUACCCCCCACUAAGCUGAACGCUCUAGGGAGCCAGGAAGAGCUCCUGCUGCCUGGACAGCCAAACCGGCUUUCCCAGAAGUAUUCCCGCCGUGCCCUGCUGGCUGUGAUCCUGGUGGGCGUGCUCUUGGCCGGGAUUCUCACUUGUCUCUUAGUUUUUCCGUUCGGUUCCCCUUUGGGAAGAGGGAAAGUGGGGCAGGAUCCAGACAACACGUGCAGUGACCCUUGCAGGAUUGUGCUGGUGGAAAGCAUCCCUGAGGGAAUGGUGUAUGAAGACAACAGCACGGUGAACCCGUCCACUUUUCAGGCCUGGAGGAGCCUGAUCGGAGGUGCUACGAACAGCUUGGACAUCGCAUCUUUCUAUUGGACCCUGACAAACGAUGACACGCACACUCAGGAAGCCACGGCUGACCAAGGUGAAGAAAUCCUGGCAGAACUGCUGCAGUUACCCCAGCGAAGUGUCUCGGUGAGAAUCGCAGUCAGCAGCCCAUCCUCAAAGCAGCCCACGGAUGACCUGCAAGCGCUGGAGCAGAGCGGGGCUGCUGUCCGCAAAGUCAACAUGCGCAGGCUGACUGAUGGGGUGCUGCACACCAAGUUCUGGAUCGUCGACAAGACCCACGUCUAUCUUGGCAGCGCUAACAUGGACUGGCGCUCCCUCACCCAGGUGAAGGAGCUGGGCGCGGCUGUCUACAACUGCAGCUGCUUGGCCAAGGACUUAGGGAAGAUGUUUGAAGCCUAUUGGGUUCUGGGAGUGCCGGACGCCUCCAUUCCAUCGCCCUGGCCGGCCAAUUACUCCACCACGUACAACAAGGAGACGCCUCUGGAGGUGCAGCUGAACGGGACGGAUGCCGGCGUGUACCUUUCUAGCUCCCCGCCAGCCUUGUGUGCCGAGGGACGGACGGAGGACCUCCGUGCACUGCUCAGCGUCAUCGACGAUGCCAGCCAGUUCGUGCACAUCGCCGUGAUGAGCUACCUGCCAACCAUGGAGUUCUCGCACCCCCGGAGGUAUUGGCCAACUAUUGACAAUCAUCUCAGGAAAGCAGCCUACGAAAGGCAAGUCCACAUUCGACUGCUGAUUGGCUGCUGGGAGCACUCCAAGCCAGACAUGUUUCCUUUCCUGAAGUCUCUGGCUGCCAUGCAGGACAAUAGGACGCACUACAGUGUGGAAGUGAGGCUCUUCACCAUUCCAGUCAAUGAAACACAAGCCAAGAUCCCCUACGCAAGAGUCAACCACAAUAAGUACAUGGUCACCGACAAGGUGGCCUAUAUUGGUACCUCCAAUUGGUCAGGAGACUAUUUUGUCAGAACAGCAGGAUCUGCGCUUGUGGUGAACCAGAGCGACACGAAUGCCCAGGGCGAGCUCACAGUGCGGGAACAACUCCAGGCCGUGUUCGAACGGGACUGGAACUCCAAAUACAGCAGUGACAUCAGCACCUUGGGCCAGUGGGGAAACAUCUGCAGAGGUCACUAGGAGGCUACGCCGCUGAGGACUGACGGAAGGAAAUCCUGGCAUCACAGAACAACCCGGCUACAGCAUGUCAAGGAUACACAUCAGAGCGGCAUGGCUCCCCCAGCACUGCAAACAUGGUGGGGUUGACAUGUCCCUUCCAGGGCCUGAAAUAUCCGGCGUCACCUGGUUUCUUGCUAGCCCCUUUGGUUUAUCUGCAAUGGCAUUAGCCAUUUUUUGAGCCCUGGUGUCUCUCUGGAUCACAAGGACACCCCAUCUUCAAACACUAACAGCUGAGCCAGGCUGGGGAGAGUUCAUCCUUUUCUCUACCACACCCCGCUGCUGCUUUCCCUCUGUGCUGAACUGAGCAGGAACUUUCAUGUGUAGGCCAGUGGAAUGGGCUUCCAUAGCGUCUGAUAUGUAAUUGUCCAGAUCCCCGUCAAAGGGUUUGUAUACAGGUGCCAGGAGAUGGGAGGUGCUAGUAAAGUCUAAUUUGUGUCUGUAUUUUCAGUCCAUUCGGAAGGAAGAUACAGCGAGUUACACAGGGGGAGCUAUACAAAGAGAACAUAUAUACGGACACAGGAUGGAAUUCAUCAAUGUUCAGAGGGACAAGGCAUGGCCAGGGAACCACUGAUGUCCUACUGCAGCCCUAGUUUAAAUACUUAUGCAGUAACUGAACUGAUGCCUAGGUCUUGUGCUGCCCCUCUGCCCGGGGGUGAAUUUCACCAAUGGAUCAUUUACUCUCCAUGAAUUGAUAUGAUCUUCCAAAAAUUCACUCCAAGGCAGGGCUCUGUAGCAGGGUCUCGCAGGGAACAAGGAAAGCAUUAACUCAAUAGCUGAAAACUUGAGGAGGAGAACAGCAAAUAGGUUUGAAUAAAGUCACCAGUUAUGGAAGUGCAUUCAGGUAAAGGUGGAGUUCCAUUUUGUACUCAAAGCAGGGAUUCAGCAUCUUUAUAUUGUAAGAAAAAUGUAGUGUGCCCUCCUCAAGCAUACUGUAUUUCCUCUCUGAAUGCAGAAUGACUCUGAGAAUUUCCAUGUAAAUCCAUUUGUUAAUUCACACAUUCAAAUUAAUACACAACUGGUUCUUCUAAAAAAUUAGCUGGUGUCACUCUUUUCUUUGUCCCAAAUGAGCUGAACAGAAUAAUGUAGCUAUUUCAAACUUUCCAUCAGGUUAACGUGAAUGGAACUCUGGUGCCGAAGCUCUGUUGGAAGCAAUAGGUUGUAAGGAAGCAACAUGAUUCAGUAUUGUGAUGGGAGAGGUUACAGAGAAGUUAGCUGGGCCCAGUGUGACAGAGGUAACCCCACCUUUCCUGUCCAGCUAGUUUGCAGCCAUGAGUCUAUGUCUAUGAGAGACUCAGUGCUACUGGGAGGCUGGAGAAGUGCCAAGAA
Molecule: messenger RNA, 3275 nt
Organism: Mauremys mutica (yellowpond turtle)
Lineage: Eukaryota; Metazoa; Chordata; Testudines; Geoemydidae
Gene: PLD3
Product: phospholipase D family member 3
Exons: 12
Coding region: 240-1910 (556 amino acids)
Molecular function (GO): catalytic activity
Source: RefSeq, a predicted model, not a curated record